Anopheles darlingi is the source of this 2221-nucleotide messenger RNA. RefSeq names its product tubulointerstitial nephritis antigen-like (gene Swim). Lineage: Eukaryota; Metazoa; Arthropoda; Insecta; Diptera; Culicidae. The coding region runs from base 416 to 1816 and encodes 466 amino acids. The record is from RefSeq and is a predicted model, not a curated record. Gene Ontology annotation, molecular function: cysteine-type peptidase activity. The transcript is spliced from 8 exons. Gene Ontology annotation, cellular component: lysosome. Gene Ontology annotation, biological process: proteolysis.
AGAGAACCGCAGCGGUCAUCAUUUAAGCGCAACAGAUGCAUCGUCAAGCGUCGCAGCGUGUACACGUUGGGCGUGGGGUAGGGAUCUGCAGAGAUUUGUGAUAAGAUUGCAUCAUGGGGGAUCAUGGGGGGCGAAAGACGCCGAAGCGUGGCAUGUGUGUGUGUGUGUCGCGCUCGCUCGAUCGGCUUCGUUCUUGGCGAGGUAUCUCUUCCUCACCGUGGCUGGCGACAACAGCGUCUUCAGUUUGGAGACAGCCGGCAUAGGAUUCGGAUCGUUCGUUCACAUCGCCGCAGCUCGCCAUUUUCAGUUGUCGUCGUCGUCGUCGUCAUCGUUGUCGUCGAAGUUGGUGCGUCUCGUGUUUGUAGCUCUCGGGCACGUUGCUAGUGAAUCAUCUGGCCGGGCCUUCCCGCGCAAAAUGUUGUCCUGGCUGCCAUUGUUGAUGCUGGUGGCGGUAGCAGCCGCCCAGUCGAGUCGCUUCCGAGCGGAGUUCCCCGGACCUUACUGUGCGGCGCGACGUGAUCGAUGCUGCCACGAUCGUCAGGAUGGUUGCGCCCAACCAAUCUCUUCAACGAUGUGCUACUGUGAUGAGUUUUGCGAUAGAGGCGAACAUGGUGAUUGCUGUCCGGAUUACGAGGAGGUGUGCCUGGGUAUGACGACGCCGGUGCCGCCGGGUCCUUUGCAAAGCUGCGUCCACAAGAACCGCUACUUUACACCCUUCGAUCCACCAGUAGUCGACAACUGUAACACUUGCAAAUGUAAUAUCGAUGGUACCGUCACUUGCACCGACGACGUUUGCCUGGUCGAUGACGAUCUGCUGCGCCAGCUGCAUCAUCUGGAGCGCUCGAUCGGUUGGAAGGCCGGUAACUACAGUGAAUGGUGGGGCCGGAAGUAUGACGAGGGUAAGGUGCUGCGUCUCGGUACGUUCCAGCCCAAGAUUCCGGUGAAGGCGAUGAAGCGGCUGAGUAACCGAGGCGGUCCGCUGCCUUCCCACUUCGAUGCGGCCGACCAUUGGCCAAGGCUAGUCGGUGAGGCGCGUGAUCAAGGUUGGUGUGGAUCUUCCUGGGCCUUGUCGACGACUACGAUGGCAUCGGAUCGCUUCGCUAUUCUAUCGAAGGGCCGGGAGCAGGUACAGCUGGCUCCACAGCAGUUGCUGGCGUGCGUGCGUCGUCAGCAGGCUUGUAGUGGUGGUCAUCUGGAUACGGCCUGGCAGUAUCUUCGCAGAGUCGGAGUCGUGAACGAUGAGUGCUACCCUUACAUUGCCGCUAAGAACCAGUGCAAGAUCAGUGACGGCGAUACGCUUGUCAGUGCCAACUGUGAGCUGCCGGCGAAUGUGAACCGUACCGCGAUGUACCGGAUGGGUCCGGCGUACAGUCUGAACAACGAAACCGACAUCAUGACCGAAAUCAAGGAGCGUGGAACCGUUCAAGCUAUUCUGCGCGUGUAUCGGGAUUUCUUCUCCUACCAGAACGGUAUCUAUCGUCAUUCGGCUGCGGCCACACCGGCAGAGGAACGUUCGGCUUACCACUCGGUGCGACUGAUCGGUUGGGGCGAGGAACGCGUUGGCUAUGAUAUGGUCAAGUAUUGGAUCGCCGUCAACUCUUGGGGCACCUGGUGGGGUGAGAAUGGUCGCUUCCGCAUCCUGCGUGGCACGAACGAGUGUGAAAUCGAGAGCUAUGUGCUCGCCUCCAACCCUUACGUUCACCAGCACGUCCAGACGGUACGCAAUGUGGGCGACCUGCAGGAGCUGAUCGUCGGUACCGGUUACGUUCCCCAUCCGAGCCGUCAGCGCCCCUAUCCGACCCACAGACGUGGCUAAGCUGGUGAGCCCCCCAGGCAGGAACAGCUGCAACCUACAGCUUCCUACCAAGCAGGACACUUCUGCUGCGCGUUUGCGCAAUUAAUUUCCCCCAUUUCCACAUUCUCCCUCCCGUUGCUCACUUUCCUUCUCUAAGCUGUGAAGCUGCACACAGUAUUAAAAGCAGAAAUGAUGCCGAUUAGAUUGUGCGAGGUCCCCUUCCCACCCGCCCAGGGGUUUCCAAUCGCACCGGCCGAAGCUUACAUGUAACGAAGAGAGAGAAAGAGAGAGAGAGAGAGAGAGAGAGAGAGAGAGAGAGAGAGAGAGUGAGAGAGUGAGAGAGAGAGAGAGAGAGAGAGAGAGUGAGAGAGUGAGAGAGAGAGAGAGAGAGAGAGAGAGAGAGAGAGAGAGAGAGAGAGAGAGAGA